Nezara viridula (southern green stink bug) is the source of this 3479-nucleotide messenger RNA. NCBI's taxonomy places the organism in Eukaryota, Metazoa, Arthropoda, Insecta, Hemiptera, Pentatomidae. The record is from the annotation of a GenBank genome assembly.
CUCACAAGUAUGUGAUCACGUUGAAUCCGGCCGCCAUUUCGCUUUAACUUAUUUCAUUUUCUUAAAUUAAUUAUAAAUUACCGAUAAUCUUCUAAUAUUUUGGUACAGUAUAUGGCCUAUUGUUAGCACAUCCAUGGCAGAAGGAAACGGGGAAGUCACAGUUAAAAAUGAUGUUUCGGCCUCAGAAGAUGAAAAUGUGGAAAAAACAGAAGAUUAUCCUAAGCUUUUGGAAUAUGGAUUAGAUGUCAAAGUAGCAUCCAAAUUAGAUGAAAUUUAUAGAUCAGGUAAGCUAGCUCAUGCUGAUCUCGACGAGAGAGCCUUGGACGCUCUUAAAGAGUUUCCUGUUGAAGGGGCUGUUAAUGUGUUAUCUCAGUUCCUGGAGUCUAACUUGGAACACGUUUCAAACAAAUCCGCUUACCUCUGUGGGGUAAUGAAGACGUAUCGACAAAAGUCGAGGUCUGGACCCACAGCUCCUACAUUAACACAAGCAGCCCCUCCAGCGAAAGGUCCAGAUGAGGAUAAAAUAAAAGCUAUUUUAGAAAGAACUGGUUAUACUUUAGAUGUAACUACAGGACAACGAAAGUAUGGUGGACCUCCACCUAACUGGGAAGGAUCCCCUCCCGGACCUGGCUGUGAAGUAUUUUGUGGUAAAAUUCCUAAAGAUAUGUUCGAAGACGAAUUAAUUCUAUUAUUUGAAAAAAGUGGUAAAAUAUGGGAUCUAAGGUUGAUGAUGGACCCAAUGACUGGAACCAAUAGAGGUUAUGCCUUUAUUACUUAUACGACAAAAGAUGAAGCCCAACAAGCGACAAAAGAUCUCGAUAAUCAUGAAAUCAAACCCGGCAAGCACCUGAAAGUAAACAUUAGUGUACCGAAUCUGCGACUUUUUGUUGGGAACAUACCAAAGUCUAAAGGCAAAGAGGAGAUCUUGGACGAGUUUGGUAAAUUGACAGCUGGUCUCACUGAAGUGAUCAUAUACAGUUCACCUGAUGACAAGAAGAAGAACCGUGGCUUUUGUUUUCUCGAAUAUGAGUCACACAAAGCCGCCUCAUUGGCAAAACGACGGCUUGGCACCGGCCGAAUAAAGGUGUGGGGCUGUGACAUUAUCGUUGAUUGGGCUGAUCCUCAGGAAGAGCCCGACUCAGAAACGAUGGCUAAGGUUAAGGUACUGUAUGUUCGAAAUUUGACCCAAGAAUGCUCAGAAGAAAAACUCAAAGAAGCAUUUGAAGCCUUUGGUAAAGUGGAUAGAGUGAAAAAAAUUAAAGACUAUGCAUUCAUUCAUUUUGAUGAGAGAGAUCAUGCAGUAGCUGCUAUGGAAGAAUUAAAUGGUAAAGAUAUGGGAGGAUCUUGCAUAGAAGUGUCCUUAGCAAAACCACCUUCAGACAAAAAAAAGAAAGAAGAAAUAUUGAGAGCACGAGAACGGCGUAUGAUGCAAAUGAUGCAGCUUAGGGGAGGCGGGUUCUCUCCUCAGCACCCAAGCAUGAUGGGUCCUGGCCCACGACCUCUUGCCCGCGCAUCAGCUACGUCAAUGAGAAGUAUGGGUCGCGGUGAUUAUGAUUAUGAUUACGACUAUUACGGUUAUGGGGAUUAUCGAGGUGGCUACAGCGAUCCAUAUUAUGAUGACUAUUAUCGGUACGAGGAUUACUAUUAUGAUUAUGCUCCACCUCUACCACCCACAUCCCGUGGGCGAGCCAGGCAGCCACAAUCGGCUAUCACGGAGGUCGCUAUGGAGAGAGGACAGGCCAGUACGGGCAUGAAUUCUGGGACCCAGGGUGGGCGUGGGCGUGGAGCAGCGGCGGCGGGGGGUCGGCGUGGGGGCGGUGGCCCGGCCCGUGGGGGCAGCAGUCGACGCAGCGCAGGUCAGCAGCGUACCAGGCAAGGCAGCAAUCAGCGUGGCACUUCUCAACGCGCUCCCACAUCCAAACAAAGUUUACCAGGUAAGCGCAAGUUGGACGGGGGCACUAACCAGAACCAGGGGGAAACGAAGCGUCGGUACCAGCGAAGCGGCGGCUGGGAACCGCUGGGAGGAGGUGGUUACGGCAUGAAUGGUGGUGGCGAUCAGCAAUGGUACCAGGAUUCCUACGCCACCUGGAACUAGAACCAGCACCUCCAUUCACCUCCCACAUUAAAAUAUUUUAGUUUUAUUGUUUUAUUUUUUUAUUUAAAAACAAUUUUGCCCUCUUUUUCGGUCUAAAAUUUUUAUACUCUCGAUUAAUUGAGAAAAAAAUUAAUAUUUUUUUGACUUUCUUAAAAAUUUAUCUUCCCCUUCAUUAAGUGCAUUUGGCUUUAAUUAUUUUUGAAUAUAUUGUAAUUUUAUUCGACUUGAAAUGAAUUUAUAUUUAAAGAUGAAAAACUUUUAAAUAACGUUAAAAAAAAAUAUGAAGAAAGGAAUUAUACAACUAAUACAUUGUUAUUUGUAGAGUUAUAAAGAAUUAUAUUAUACUUGGUACAGAUAGUAUGGAUUAUGUAAAUUAUUACAAGAAGAUACAUGUGAUUAGUCGCUACUUGUACUGUAAACAUUCCCCCAAUUACAUUGGAAGGACCCCCCUAGUUCUGGAGAAAAUUACAUCAAUAGGGGGUAUUCCACCCACUGCCUCCCCACUCUGUUAUCUGUUAUUACAAUUAUUGUUUACAAAUUUGGUUAUCGGCUUUUUGGGUUCUCGUUAAUACUUUAGGCCCUUUAUCCGUUUUAUUAAUUUUUUUUUUAAUAUAUAUUAUAUGAAAUAUUGUUUUACAAUUCUCUUUAUAUUUGUAGAAUGCAGUUUAGAUUAAUUUCUCUUCUAUAUAAGCACAUUUGAAAUUAUCUUUCAGUUUGUUUUAAUUAUAAGUUGGUUGGCGCAAGAAGUUUACUGUUAACUUGCAUAUAUAUAUUCUUUUUUUAAGUUGGAUGUUUUAUGUUAUGUAUGAACUAAUGUCCAGUUUUAAUUAAAUAAAUAAGCAUAUUUUAAUGCUUAAUAAAAUUAUACAAUUUGUUUAAAUUUAUUAUUACUACGUUUCUUAAGUGUUAUCAUGUUAUUUAUAUUGGGGGUAGAGCAUAGGCAACGAUAACCAGGUUACAAUACUUGGUUGGCGACCAUUUCUUUAACACUGGGUUUGUUACAAUAUCUAUGUUACUAAUAUUAAAUUUUAGCUUUAUAUUUUAUGACAUUGUUUCAAAUUUUACAUUUAAGGAAUUUUGGAAUUUUUUUUUAAUAAGAUUAAAGAAAGAUAUCCAUUAGUUAAUUAUGCAAUCCCAUAAUUGUCUUGCGUCAUACUCUUAGUAACCAGUAGAUUUGCUUUUGCUUCUUGAUUUUCAGCUUUAUUUAAAAUUUAAGUAUCAUUUAUUUAGUGUGACAGUUUAGUGUGCAAAAAAAAAAGUUUUUUUUUACCACAUCCUUGUUUUUUGAGCUCAAUAUGGCACCUUUUUUUUACAAAAUAUUUCCUGAGAAGCCAAAUGUAUAAAGAAUCAUGUCUCAAUAAACAGUUGUAUGUGACCAUAUUUU